Molecule: messenger RNA, 473 nt
Organism: Camellia sinensis
Lineage: Eukaryota; Viridiplantae; Streptophyta; Magnoliopsida; Ericales; Theaceae
Product: 4-coumarate:CoA ligase 1
Molecular function (GO): CoA-ligase activity
Source: RefSeq, a predicted model, not a curated record
CCAAAUCUGGAAUUUCCAGAUCUGCCUCCCAAGACGCGACACCAUCAUGCUUUUACUACCCAAUUGUCCUGAAUUCGUCUUCGCUUUCCUCGGCGCAUCCUAUCUCGGCGCAAUCAUAACCAUGGCAAACCCAUUCUUCACACCCGCCGAGACAAUCAAACAAGCAAAAGCUUCAAAUUCUAAGCUCAUCAUUACCCAAUCGAGUUACACAAGUAAAGUACUCGAUUACUCAAGCGAAAACAACGUGAAGAUCAUCUGCAUCGAUUCUCCUCCAGAUGGGUGUUUACAUUUCUCCGAAUUGACUCAAUCCAACGAAACCCAAUUGCCAGAAGUGGCAAUCGAUUCAAACGAAGUCGUUGCCUUGCCAUAUUCAUCAGGAACAACGGGUCUACCAAAAGAUGUGAUGUUGAGCCACAAAGGGCUCGUGACGAGCGUGGCACAGCAAGUCGAUGGAGAGAAUCCAAACCUGUAUA